This is a messenger RNA of Daldinia caldariorum, 1524 nucleotides long. RefSeq names its product FMN-linked oxidoreductase. The coding region runs from base 1 to 1524 and encodes 507 amino acids. Gene Ontology annotation, biological process: 'de novo' pyrimidine nucleobase biosynthetic process; pyrimidine ribonucleotide biosynthetic process. The record is from RefSeq and is a predicted model, not a curated record. Gene Ontology annotation, cellular component: cytoplasm; mitochondrial inner membrane. Lineage: Eukaryota; Fungi; Ascomycota; Sordariomycetes; Xylariales; Hypoxylaceae. Gene Ontology annotation, molecular function: dihydroorotate dehydrogenase activity. The transcript has a single exon.
AUGGCAUCUUAUCAUAGAAUAGCUCGGCGCUUCCUCAGCUCCCCGGUGAACCCGCUAUCUUCUUCUUCCUCCCUACGAUCUCCCGUCCAUUUCCGUACCCGAAUUGCCACCCGUAACGUCUGGACCUCCGGCGAGUCGCUACCCGUAUCCCGCGUUAGAAAGGCAUUGUUUGCGACGUCUAUAGUUGUAUCCGGCUAUCUGAUCUACAUCUACAGCACCGAUACUCGCGCUUUCGUUCAUCGCUAUGUCGUACCCCCAGGACUCCGCUUUGUCUACUCGGACGCUGAGGACGCGCACGAUACUUCCGUCUCCCUUAUGAAAACCCUGUACGAUCUAGGACUCCACCCCCGAGAGCGUGCUAGUUCAUCUCUGUCUGACGACCCGGAUCUUGCCGUCCCCGUCUUCGGGGAGCUACUGGUGAAUCCCAUUGCUAUCUCUGCGGGCCUCGAUAAGCAUGCUGAAAUCCCGGAUCCGCUGUUCGCCCUCGGCGCUGCCGUCGUUGAGGUGGGCGGCUGUACGCCCCAGCCGCAGGAAGGUAACCCGAAACCGCGCAUGUUCCGUAUUCCUACUUUGGAAGGCUUGAUAAACCGGUACGGACUGAACUCGCACGGGGCAGACAACAUGGCCAGGAGGUUGCGGGAUCGGGUCAGGUCGUAUGCCAAGUCGGUUGGGUUGGACGAGGCCAGCGUGCUAAACGGCGAGGCUAAUGUUCCUCCUGGAAGUCUGUUACCUGGCCACCUGUUAUUGGUACAGAUCGCCAAGAAUAGUAAGACGGACGAACGUGAUGUGGAAGCUGUCAAGCAAGACUAUGUGUACUGCGUGAAGCGAUUGGCGCCGUAUGCGGACGUGCUCGUUGUUAAUGUGAGCAGUCCGAACACGCCCGGCCUGCGCGAUUUACAAGCUGCGAAACCCUUGACAGAAAUUCUGAGCGCCGUAGUUGACGAGGCGCGGCGUACGGACAGGAAGCAGCCACCCAAAGUCAUGGUCAAGGUUUCGCCGGAUGAGGAUGAAGAACUCCAGAUGAAAGGCAUCGUGCAGGCUGUGUGGUCGAGUGGCGUCGAUGGGGUCAUUGUCGGCAAUACUACGAAGCGUCGAAGUAAAUUGAUCCCGCCUAAGGUGAACAUAACCCCCAAGGAGAAACACACCUUGACGGAAACGGGUGGAUAUUCUGGCCCUCAAAUGUUCGACCGAACCGUAGACUUAGUGCGACGGUACCGGACAUUGUUAGAUAGCCAGUCCUUGCAACCUGCUCAAACGGAAAAGGAGGUAGCCGAUGGGACCGUCGUUAUCGAAGAAACCAUCACUAAGCUUCCCGAAGGUGAGACAAGAUCUAUCAUCAUCCAGUCUCAAGAACCAAAGAUCAUUUUUGCAACAGGAGGCAUUACGGAUGGGCGGAAAGCCCUGGAGGUUUUAAAUGCUGGCGCAAGUGUCGCUAUGGUCUACACAGGUCUUGUGUAUGGAGGUGCUGGAACCAUUACACGCAUCAAGAAGGAGAUGAAGGAAGAGCUGGCUUCCAAAAAUUAA